This is a messenger RNA of Dicrocoelium dendriticum, 2475 nucleotides long. Lineage: Eukaryota; Metazoa; Platyhelminthes; Trematoda; Plagiorchiida; Dicrocoeliidae. The record is from the annotation of a GenBank genome assembly.
AUGCUCGAUUGGCGUAGAGCACGAGUGCCACGCAUUGUCUCUGACGGUGGGAGGACACUCCGGGUGUUCAAUGGUUUGCUACUGCCCGCCUCAAGCCAGGCAGCCCCUGGUCAAAUUGGUGCAAACCCGCCAAAAACCCACCUGCGUCUGGCCGUGGUCGCAGGUGCGUAUCCAAUUACGGUCGCAAAACAUAUGAUAACUGUUCCAGAACCUCAAAGGCUGCGUGUGACGGCCGUCAAGCAGAUCCCCAUCUGUCUCUGCAAUCACAUUCCCGAGCUGGAUCUGCUCUCCACUGCCUUGUGGGUCAGGCUAUUGAGCCAAAGGCUCCGGGCGGAGUCCCUCAAGCAAACCUCCAAACCACCCACUGCCUUGUGGGUCAGGCUAUUGAGCCAAACGGCUCCGGGUGGAGUCCCUCAAGCAAACCUCCGAAGCACAACGACCACCUCGCGUGCGAUUGCCCACCAAUGCAAUCGUAUGCCUGCACGCAAAGCACUCAGCAUCGGGUGCUGGAACGUGCGCACACUACUGGACCGGAACUCCAGCGAGCGCCCGGAGCGACGCACUGCACUGGUCGCAAUGGAGCUGGCGCGCUACCACAUCGAUAUUGCGGCGCUCAGUGAAACUCGGCUCGCUGAGCAAGGUAAGUUACAUGAAGCAGGUGCUGGCUACACAUUCUACUGGGUGGGGAACGCCGCCUCAGCACCACGUGAACAUGGGGUCGGAUUUGCAAUAUCCAACCGCCUGAAUGGCCAGCUGGUGGGUGAACCAACGGGCAUCAGCGCGCGGCUGAUGACUGUUCGCCUACGACUCGGAAGAGGUAAGUUUGCUACUUUCAUAUGCACGUACGGUCCGACCAUGUGUUAUCCUGAUGACACGCCUGAUCAGUUCUACACUGAGCUAUCCUCCGUGAUACGGUCUGUGCCGAAGAGCGACCGACUAUUUCUGCUGGGUGAUUUUAACGCGCGCGUUGGACGUGAUGCAUCGGUGUGGACAGAUGUUAUCGGUGCGCAUGGCAUUGGUUCAGCGAAUGCGAACGGUGACAGACUGCUCUCACUGUGUGCCACUCACGGCCUGACGAUCACGAACACUCGGUUUGCACUGAGUGCGAGUGAUAUAGCAACUUGGACGCACCCACGGAGUGGUCACGCUCACCUGCUCGACUAUGUCAUCGUACGUCAGCGUGAUAUGCGUGAAGUGCGCAUGACACGUGUACUGCGUGGAGCUGAGUGUGGCACUGAUCACAAAUUGGUUCGGAUCAAACUGUACAUAUAUUUUCGUAAAUCUAUGUAUUGCCCUCCCGCCGUGAAUCGGCGUAAAUUUAACAUUCUCUCCCUCGGUACUGUGGCGAAACGUACUGAGCUGGAGAAGGCGAUGGCUGCACGCCUGUGUGGUGAUGUGGACUGUAUAGCCACAGUGGGCGACCUGUGGCACCACAUUCGCGACCAGGUGACAGCUGCUGCGGAGGAGACCAUCGGGCACGCAAACUGUAAGCAGCCUGAUUGGUUUGAUGACAACAAUGUGACGAUUGGGGCAUUGGUGUCAGAGAAGAAUGCAGCAUUUGCUGCACAUGUUGCAGACCCCAGUGACUUGGGGAAGAGUAGUCAGUUUCGCAAACUUCGACGGCGACUGACCCGAGAGCUCCGUCGCAUUAAAAAUGCAUGGUGGACGGAGAAGGCGAAGCAGAUGGAAUGCUACGCCGAACGCCGUCAACACAAGGAAUUCUUUGACUCCUUGAAGGCGGUGUAUGGACCGAGAUUGGAGCCGCUGAGGACACUGAUCGAUGGUAGUUCAGGCGCUACCUGCACCCAGACUGCAGACAUAUUGCAGGUCUGGCGGAAACACUUUGACUGUCUCUUGAACAACCGUUCAGAGAUCGACUGGCCUACAUUGAAUGGCCUGAAGCAGCACGAUGUGAAGGCGGAUCUGGCGGAUACGCCGAGACUGGAUGAGACGCAGAGAGCACUUGCUCAGCUGCGAAACGGCAAAUGUGCCGGAGGUGACGGGAUCCCACCUGAAGUAUUGAAACACGGUGGACCCGCGUUGUUGACUGCGCUGCACCACUUGGUGCAACGCGUGUGGAUUGAGGAGGAGGUGCCUGCUGAGCUGAAGGAUGCCCUUGUGCUACCACUGUACAAGGGCAAAGGUAGCAAGCAAUGUUGCACGAAUUAUCGUGGCAUCAACUUGCUGAGUUGUGUGGGCAAGGUGAUUGCCCGAAUCCUGCUCAAUCGCCUCGUGAGUCAGAUUGUGGAACCAAACGUGGCGGAAGAGCAAUGUGGAUUCCGUUCGGGUCGCAGCACUAUAGAUAUGGUGUUUGCGGCUCGUCAGUUGCAAGAGAAGUGCAGAGUACGACACCAGCCUUUGUACUCGCUUUUUGUUGAUUUCACCAAGGCAUUUGAUACGGUGAACCGCGAGGCACUGUGGCUGGUGUUGGGUAAGUUUGGUUGCCCGCUGGUAUGCGAGCGCGGGUGCAGCUGA